This is a messenger RNA of Myotis lucifugus (little brown bat), 6975 nucleotides long. It is a transcript of the gene VGLL3, whose product is annotated as vestigial like family member 3. Gene Ontology annotation, cellular component: nucleus. The transcript has 4 exons. Gene Ontology annotation, biological process: regulation of transcription by RNA polymerase II. Lineage: Eukaryota; Metazoa; Chordata; Mammalia; Chiroptera; Vespertilionidae. The record is from RefSeq and is a predicted model, not a curated record. Bases 44 to 1033 code for a protein of 329 amino acids.
GAUCGGCGGCGGCAGCUCGGGGACCGCCGCUGCCCCGGCUGCCAUGAGUUGUGCGGAGGUGAUGUAUCACCCCCAGCCGUAUGGAGCGCCCCAGUAUCUGCCCAACCCUGUGGCAGCUGCAACCUGCCCCACAGCCUACUACCACCCGUCGCCCCAACCUGGCCAGCAGAAAAAGUUAGCGGUAUACAGCAAGAUGCAGGACUCUCUGGAAGUCACCCUUCCCAGCAAACAAGAGGAGGAGGAGGAGGAGGAUGAGGAGGAGGAGGAGGAGGAGAAAGACCAGCCUGCCGAGAUGGAGUACCUUAACUCUCGCUGUGUCCUUUUCACUUAUUUCCAGGGAGACAUUGGGUCAGUAGUGGAUGAACACUUCUCAAGAGCUUUGGGCCAAGCCAGCACCCUCCAUCCAGAAUCUGCCAUUACAAAAAGCAAGAUGGGGCUAACCCCCCUAUGGCGAGACAGCUCAGCUCUCGCAAGUCAGAGGAGUAGCUUCCCGACUUCCUUUUGGACCAGCUCUUACCAGCCCCCUGCACCCUGUUUAGGGGGAGUUCAUCCUGAUUUCCAGGUCACUGCACCCCCUGGCACCUUUACCACAGCGGACCCCAGUCCCUGGCCGGGACAUGGCCUGCACCAGACUGGCCCAGCCCCUCCCCCUCCUGCGUCUGAGUCUUGGCACUACCCUUUGGCAUCUCAGGUGAGCCCAUCCUACAGCCACAUGCAUGAUGUGUACCUGCGGCACCACCACCCCCACGCUCACAUGCACCACCGGCACCACCACCACCACCAUCACCACCACCACCCUUCUGCUGGCUCUGCCCUGGAUUCAUCCUACGGGCCCCUGCUGAUGCCAUCAGUGCGAGCAGCCAGGAUUCCUGCUCCCCAGUGUGACAUCACAAAGACAGAUCCGACGACAGUCAGCACUGCUACCUCAGCGUGGGCCGGAGCCUUCCACGGAACUGUGGACAUAGUGCCAAGUGCGGGGUUUGAUACAGGUCUACAGCACCAAGACAAGAGCAAGGAAUCACCAUGGUACUGAAACGCACAGUAUUAAUAAGUCAGAUUGGAGCAUGAAUCCUCGGGCCCACUGGGAAUAGAUGCUGCCAGGAUUUUCCAUUCUGCGAUUGGACACAAUAGACAUGGAAGGAGAAGAGGAGUGUCAAUCAGCUGACUUUGCAUUGGAGACUUUUCUUGAGAAAGCAGAGUGGGUCCUAGACAUUGAAGAAAAGCAUUUUUGUUUAUUUUUCCCCUCAUCUGAGCCUUUGCCAACUGUGCAACUCUUUUUAUUUUAUUUUAAUUUUUUUGGUUUUUUAUCUCAAUACAUGGUUUAAUUUUUGUUUCAUUUUGAUUUUUUUUAACCAACCACCUUGUCAGGAAAAGAUGAAUCACAAAUGAAUAUGCUCAUUCUUUCAGGAAUAAAAUUUUAUAGCUCUAUGUGCAUCUAUUUUUGUAGAAAUACAGAAAGUUUGAUUUAGCAUUGAUGGGCUAUUUUUGAGGGAUGUAUUUUUUUUAAUAUUGUAAAAAUUUUUAAGUUCUGUUUAAAGAACUUGCUCUCAGAGAAGCACUGGGAAAAAAAUAAUGUUUAAAAUGCUUGUCUUUUAAGAUGUCUGUGAUAUGCUCUGUGCUUUCUAGGUUACCUCAAGUGUCUGAUAGUUUAUCCCUUUUUACAAAAGUAACACCGUAGCCAAGCCGAUGUAGUGCUGUAUCACAUUAAAUCUCAGUGAAGAUUGAAUUCCAUGCUACCUUACUUUGCUUUGAGUAAUAUGUAUAGCUUGAAAAGGAAGUUUUUUUAAUGAACACACUAAAGAAAGAAUAUUUGAUUACUUCGAUUUCUCCCAAUUAGUACUUGUAGCUUGAUUUAAAAAGUUUUACAUAAACCUCCAAUCAGAUGAAGAGUUUGCAUAGAAUAUGUAAUUCUCUUUCUAGUCCAUCUGAGUUUGAUAAAUGGAACCUGAGGUUAUAUCCAACUACUGGAAAAAAGUGCAUUUAAUCAUGCUACCUUGGAGUGCCAGUGACUUAUUUUUCUCAUUCCUAAUUCAUGGCAAUUUUUAAGGUCAUAUAUUAAGUGGAGUUCUUUUCCUGAACAUAGUUUGAAGGGAUACUAUUUGGGAAAGUACUAGACGUAUUACAAAGCCUUCAAUUCAAUGACUCUUUCUGAUCAUGUUACCUAUCAUUGUGAAUUGAAAACUAAUGUAGUGUAUGUGCAAUAUUUUAAACAUAGGUUUUUGCAAGUUUUUUUUUUAAAUCUGGGUUUAGGUGAUUUAAUGCUUUAUAAGAAAGACACUUAGAGCAAAAUGAAAUUUCAAUUUGAAUUUAUACCACAUUUACUGAAAUUGGGUUUACAAUUUGAUAAUUUGUUAUUUAAAAUUUAUUUUUGAAAACCCCAAUUCAAAUUGAUUGGCCAUCAGAAUGUAAAUAAGGUUAAGUUGGAAUUAUCAAGACCCUUCUAGAAAAAGAUUAUGAAAGUAGCAGUUAAUGAUAGUUUAAGGACUUUUAAUGCAAAGUCCAUUCUUUUUUCCAGGUCUUUUCAGAGAUGGGUCAUGUUAAAAAGUUAAUGUUAUAGAGAAAUUUUUUGUUUGGUAAAAAAAAAAAAAUCUCAAAUUUUUUCCAUCCCCAUCUUCACCCAUGUGAAAUACAAUAUUUAGUGAAAGACCACUUUUCAUCUUAAAGUGUGUAUAUUAUGUAUGUGAACAUUUUAGAUAUAAGAACAACAAAACCUCUGCUUAGCUAGGCAGAGUUCUCACAGAUAAUUUUCAAAUAUGUCCCUUAGCUGUGUUUCAUGUACUAGUUUUCUUUCCUGGAGCAUCUCAUGAGGUAUACACUGUCUUGUGGUAUUCUUAUCACUCCAUCCAUUGCUUUUUCUUAGCCAGACUCUCCUUAGCACAAUAUGCAUUGGUACCUAAUGUGAGGUCCAAACUUAAGGUAUCUUCCGCUUACUAAUGACAUGAACUUAGAUUUUUAGGGCCUGGCUUAGUUAAAUGAUCUACAUUUUGAUUUACAAUUUGAUAUAUUACAGUUGUUAGUAAUUUUGCCAAAAUCUGUGGAGCACAGAGUUGAAUGUAUCUAUAAAAUUGGUUUCAUUUGUGUCCUCCUGAGUUUUCAAAGACAAAUAUUUGGUAUUCCCAUGGGAAGACUCACUGGGGAUUAUUUAUUUUUCUCUUCUUCCCUUGGAACCUAUUAACUUCCUUUUCAGUGUCUCUGAGAAUGGUAUGGUAUACCAACUCAUCUAAAUCAUUCAAUUGGAUUUCCCCAGUUAAGAGAAGAAAAGUAUUAACUUUCUGCUCUUUUCCUUAUUCUCCACUGAAUUGAAUUGAAGGAGAGAGAGCAAUUAGAUAGCUUCACUCUAAAUUGAGACUGUGUUCUGUGUCACUCCUGGCAACCAUAGGAUAAAAUAUUCCUUGGCUCUGGGGGCCUAAGAAAAGUUGGGGACCUAAAUUCUGCUGUACACGGAAAAGAUUUGUAAGUGAGAAGGGACCUAGGUGGUGUUGGCACAGCAAGGAUUAGAUUUUUGCAUAUGCAAGGAGUGGAUCCAAUCUAAGUGAAAAAAGAAUGAGUGCAUGUCUACAAUUGUCUGGCACCCCUUACUAUGAUCACAUUAUCAUUACCAGCAGAAGUUAUAAAAAGAUCAGUUGUAAUUUAGCAUGGUAUUCUGAAUUUAUUUUAGGUUUAAAAUGCUAGCACACUCUGGGUCUGGUUUGCUAACAUCAAAAUGAUGCAGUUGAACUUAGAGUCUUCCAAACUGCUUUAUUGAAGGCUGCCACCUCCUUCCUCAAUUUCACGUGGAACCACUCUAUCUUUGACUAUUUUAGAAAUUACUUAAGCUUUCUAAAAAUCUGUGAACUAGCCCCUAGAAAAUGAUCUGAUUUAGUUGACAUCUAGUCUAUUCUUCCACCUAAACUAUCAUGAGCUAAGGAACAACAUAAUAGUGACAAGUCGAUUCUAACAGGUUAUCGGUCCCUCAUUGUUUAUUUGAAAAGAGUGCUAAACUUUUUAAAAAUCAGUGUUUCUUCUUAAGAAGGUUAACCAUCCACUCCUCUAUUUUUUCUUCUUUCUCAUUCCUCUUAAAAUUACAAUAUUAUUUUAAGCAAAAGUGGCCAGGAUUGUUUUGAAUUUUGCAAAUGAGAACUAGUGGAUGACAAAUGAUUGAGGAAUUAAUUUCUUUAACUUUAUAAGAAACUUUAAAAACAACACAUCCCAGGCAUUGGAUUAAAUGUGCCAUUGAGGAACUCAUUCAUUAUGCACAUAGUAUUUGCCCAUUCUUACUCUAAGUGAGACCUAUAGAAUACAUGACAGAAUCUAUCUCACUUUUACAUUUACUUUCUGGUUUAAUGUUACAUUUGUAAUUUAAAGGAGCAAUCAGAAACUAUAUUUCAAGAAACUGCAUCCUAUUUCUCACUGAGUGUCCCUUUGUUAGAUAAUAUUUGCUGAAUUAAGUCAAUGGGGCAGUGGCAUUAACUGUAGAAAAGGAAAGAAUUUAUGUUAGCGUUCUGAUGGGGAUAUGAAUUGAGAAGUCGAAUGAAUUAAUGGAAAAGUGCAUUGUGUUGGGCAUUAGGUCAUUCUCUGAAUUCUGGCUUAACCACAAUUAGAUAUAUGUGAUUUGGGGGUUUAUUUAUUUAUCUCAUGAGUAAAGUGGGAUAAUAAUACCUACUGGCAGGCUGUGAAGGUUGAAAAUCAUAUAUAUGUAUAUAAAAUCCAUCAUCAGCUCAUAGUAGAUGUUCAAUAAAUAACAGCUCACUCAUGUCUAUCAGUUGAGAAAGUAGGUCAUAAAACUGAGCUCCUAAAUGUCCUCUCUCUUUACUUCCCAUACCCAUUUCUGCAGCAGUAGAUAUAUCACUGUGCUUUUCCAUAACAAAUUAAUGCAAGAGAAUCUUUGCCUUCUACUAGGUGUUGAAGAUAAAAUGUAAAAUUCUUAAUUAUCUCUAAUAUUUGAGUGUACCAUUUAUGAAGGAAAAUAACCUCUUAGUGGUAUCUAGGUUCAACUCUGAGUUUUCUUACUUAUUCCAACAUUGGAUUCAUCUAGGACCCUGUGUAUUAUUUUCUCCAAAAUUAAGGCAACAGGUUUAUUAAAUCACCAAAGUUAUUGUUUUUCAGUUAUAUUUGGGGCUUCCUUAGCACCUGGAAUAAAAACAUCUUUUUUGAAGUUAUUCAUUUUUUUUUUCUACUUGCCAUGGAGGAAAAACUGCAAAAUACGGUGGAAAAAAAUUGCCUGCAUGUGAAAGGGAGAAAAAAGAAAAAAACAGAACCCUUUAAGAUCUCAGUCAGCAGAUUUACUCUGCUUGAGAAAAAAAGAAACAACUUUAUUGGAAGCAGAUGUUGACACUGUGUCGGUUAUUGAAGAUGGAAAGAGUUCAGUUGAACCAUUGCAGUUACAAAGGGGUAUUGAUGGCAGUUAGAAUUCCUGUGAUUGAUCACCUUCACAACAGACAGAAGGACAGCAGAAAGCAGAAACUUUGAGACCAAGACUGUAAUCAGCCUGCCAAUUUUAAUAUGCAGGACCUAAGGAUGCAGUUUUGUUUUGUUUUAUUCUUUCAUCCAGGAUAAAAGACACAUCUUUGAGAAAAUGUAAGCCUUGUUUGAGAGAGAAAUUAAAAUGUAUUUCCUAAAAUCUUGGCCCAAGAACCCUUUAGUAUUAAAGCAUUAAAACUAUUAUUAAAGUUGUUUUAGAAAAAUUAGGUUAAAGUUUUUGUUCAGUGAUGUAUAUUGUAAGUGAAUCUGUAAACUACACAAAGGUGGAUGACUCUGGAGAUUGGGGUAUGGGUGGGGCCUGCAAGGAGACCUGAGUCUAAAUAGCCUCAAAAUGUUAAUUACCUUAGUAACUUGGUCACAGAACAGACUUUCAGAAUUUUUCUGUAGGUUUUUCUUUCUUUUAGGGCUCUCUGGGAAUAUUACGUAUACACUUUUCCAAAGUAUAGAAAUAGUCAUUAUUAUUAAACUAUCAUACUUUGCUUAUUUCUUUUAUUGUCCAUUGUACUUUUUUUUGUUCGUGUGAAAAUAUUUUUAUAGUUUCAAAUAAUUGAUCAAACUAUUUAUCUUGAAAUUGCAAAUGAAUUUAGUCCAAUAAAUUUAUCUAUCACCCUUUUAAAAAUGCCAAGAAAUAGUAAGUGUAAUUUGCCAAUUUCAUUGUAUAAGUAAACAAUGACACUUUCUAGAAAAGUGCAGGUCGCCAUCAAUUAGCUUUCUUUCAAACUGUUUCUGGACUACUAAAUUUUGAUUUAAGAAUAAUUCUUUUACUAUAUAAGAUUCUUUAUUUAGCAUUUUUGGUAUAUGCAUAAGAUGUGAACUUUUAAAAUGAUAUCUCUUUAUACUAAUAGAGAUGUACAUUUUUUCCUAUGCUGUGGCAAGGGCAAAAAUUAAUGAUUAUUUACAUACUUGAUUUAAUUUCUUAGGCUAUUUACAAUCUUGGAUAUUAUAUUUGAUUUUAAAAUACUAUUCCAUAUAUUUUAACGGAUUAACAAUAUAGGGAAGGAUUUUCAUGUGAAUUAUUUGUAUCAUUUUAAAGUGCAUAUAUUGAAAGGAAAACACAGAUUUAAUUUUGUUUUCAUCAUAUAAAUCUAAGAUGUACUUUUGUAAAAAAUACAUAGUGUGUUAAACUUAUAUUUGUUACUUGGUUAGGUAAACUGAAAAUUAAUGCUAGAAAUAUCUCGCAAUCUUGAAAUACAGUCAAAUUCCAGAUUUGUUAGUUUUAUGAGCAAAUUUAUGCCAUCUUAAUUUUACAUUUCCAGAAAGAUAAAUGAAUCUUAGCUAUAUUAUCAUUCUUAAUUUACAAAAAUAGAUGUAAUUCAUAAAAUUUUUGGCUUUAAAACUAAUUAUAAAAUCAUAUUUCCCCCCUGUUUUUCUUGGGGUUGGGGAAAGGCAUUUUCGUAUUUCUAUUCACUUUUCAAAUGCAGGUCUCAUAACUAUGUGUUGAUGAUAUAAGAUAAUGGAGGACUUUGUAAUAAAAAUAAAUGACUUCAAUUUGUUCAAUAAAUAAUUUAAUGUGAA